Papilio polytes (common Mormon) is the source of this 1823-nucleotide messenger RNA. RefSeq lists its product as uncharacterized. NCBI's taxonomy places the organism in Eukaryota, Metazoa, Arthropoda, Insecta, Lepidoptera, Papilionidae. Bases 163 to 1368 code for a protein of 401 amino acids. The record is from RefSeq and is a predicted model, not a curated record. The transcript has 4 exons.
AGACCAGUAGAUCAUUCAGUACUGCUUUUGUUAGAACCAAAACAAUACUGUUCUAAUAAUAGUCGCACUGCUCUAUCACACUAUUCUACCCUAGUGUGAAACUUACCAUGAAAGAUCGCUGAAACGUUUGCACGAGAUAAAACUGGAUAAUUCAACACUACCAUGGAUUCUGAAAGCCGGAGCGAAUCGGCGUUAAACAGUCCGACGGAACCGGAUGUGUCGCUGGCCGCAUCCCUCACCGACCCUCUUGAAGCUCACACUCUGGAUGAGGCGCGGCGAACCAUAAGGGAUUUGCGCAUGAAAUAUCGCGCUCAAGCUCACCAACUUAUGACAUGGCGUCGCGCACAUCGCUCGCAGGAGGAAUUAGUGACGCGUCUGCAGAGAGAAAAGGCGGAACAGUUGAAGUCGUUGUCGAGCCAACUUCUACUGUUCGAAUCGAGGCUGGUCCGGAAACAGAAAGAGAUAACCAGCAUGCUCGCGCUUAGAGAAACUAUCAUAAUGAAACAGCAGAAAGUCAUAGAAACGUUGCAAUCAAAGCUACACGAAAAUGGCAUAGAACUGGCACAACAGAUCCCAGAUUUUCGUGAUAUGCUUCAAGAUACACAUAUAACUGGCGAUUUCGAUUCUUUGAACGACUCAGAUUCUGCCGUCAUAAUGGAAGACGUUGAUUCUGAUUGCAGCAAUCUCCCGCUAAUACCGAGAUUCAGGUCUACGAAUCCUGACAGUGUUACUGUAGUUCGAUCCAUUUCUGAUGCCAUAGAUACAAACAUCAAGUAUAGUGUCGUCAGGCGAUCAAACGGAUUCCUCCGAAGGCCUGAGAUACUGGAAACGGUAUACAGUGUGGAAGAAGAAGCCGAUGGAGAUUCCACAAAGGGGUUAAGUGCACAGAACAGCACUGAGAAAGAAUUAAAAGAUAUGAAUAAAACUGAUGAGCAGAAAUACAAGGAGACUAAUAGUCUGCUUGCUCAAAGACGGGACAACUUUAGAAUGAGAAGUCUUGUAUUGACAGCUGAAGUCAAAAGCAUAGAUUCUGAUAAAGAUGUGGCUAAGCCUAAAACUAAGGAAGUCUGGUCGUAUACUUAUGUGCCAAAAAGGAUGAUGCCGGCGAACGAUUCUGAUGAAGAAGUGACUUCUAACCCGGACAGUGAUGAAGGCGAACAGGAGUCCAGGUCGAACCCAGUAGUGACAUACAACCGUGUUAUGUCCAAUCACAGGAAUGUAACCAAACCAAAAGAUGUUAAAUACAAAAGGAUUAAUAAAGCGAAAUCGAAAAGUUUGGAAGAAUUAAGGGGGAGGUUAAAAAAUUGGGUGGAGAAAGGCAACAAGCUUUCAGGAAUUCCAUUAGAGCACGCACAGAGUUAUGCUUAAAUUUAAUUCAAGUUCCUUUUAAAAAAAAAUCCCUUUGAAAUGCAAGUGAAUGAUUACGCUCAUGGCGUUUGUGAAUUUGCAAUUAGACUGUCUUUAGUUCUAGACAAAUCCGCUUAAUUACAUUCACAGUCUUUAAAAUAUGUAGUAUUUUAAGAGAUAUUAAAAAAAAUAUUUUUCUUGAGGUUUGAUGAGUCUAUUUUCAACGUAAUCCAGUGAACGUUCAAUAGUGUAAUAUUUUAAUAAUAAAUGCAAAUAAUUCCAAUAUUCUUGAUACCGCAACUUUUGUAAAUAUGUUUCUACAAAGUUAAUGCUUAAAAUCAUGUAUACUUUGAUGUUUAAUUUUAAGGCUGUGCAUAUAUAUUUGUGCUAAUAAACUAUUAUAUAGUUGGGUGAAAGGCUAUUUGUUUUAAGAACCACUAAGUAAAAUGUUCACAAGAGCCAUUCAAAGUCUUCAU